Molecule: messenger RNA, 5160 nt
Organism: Apodemus sylvaticus (European woodmouse)
Lineage: Eukaryota; Metazoa; Chordata; Mammalia; Rodentia; Muridae
Gene: Bmi1
Product: BMI1 proto-oncogene, polycomb ring finger
Exons: 10
Coding region: 2033-3007 (324 amino acids)
Biological process (GO): negative regulation of transcription by RNA polymerase II
Cellular component (GO): PRC1 complex
Molecular function (GO): promoter-specific chromatin binding
Source: RefSeq, a predicted model, not a curated record
UGUGUAUGCAUGUGUAGACACUCAAAUAUAAUCACAUACAAACUUUUGGAAGGCAUGCAAGCAUCUGGAUAUAUUUGACUAGUCCAUUGACAGUCUACCAUUGAGCUCUUGAAUGUAUGUUAAGUGUUCAAACAGGCAAAGUUCUUGCCCUCAGUCGUCACCUCCAACUGUUCCCAGACUGAGACCCAAGUGGGAUUAAGGAGAUCAUUGGCAUUUCUUAGGGUGCAGUGGUCCAGCUGACUGUUAACAGCAGAGCCUGCUUCUGUUUUCCUUCAUAUUGAUGUUGCUAGUGUAAGGCCUCCAACACAAAACUGACAGCUCCAACUGACUAAGCUAUAUUUUGACUGCUGAGUGUUUUCAGCGUUUUAUGCUUUUAUGUUUCCUUUUUAUGAUUUAUAGGCAGUUUGUGGUGCAAGAGGUUGUUUCUUAAGUCUCACCAAACAUUCUAGAAAGUCUUCAUGAGGUUGUCAGUACUAUCCAGUAGGAUAAAAUGAUGAAGAAUUGAUGUUUGUAUCAAUAACAAAGUGAUAGAUUAGCUUUAUUAAUAGUUGUAGGAAUAGAGCCAAAUUAUUUUCAUCUGAGGGAGGACAGUUGUGUGAAUUACAAUUUAAGGUGAAUUUGAAGGCUUUGGGCAAUCCAUGUGACUCAAAUGUUCAAAGAGAAUUAACUAGUGCUCCCCUUGUGUUGAGGUUUGACUGCUCUUUGGGUUAGCAUGUGCACUUAUAGAAUAGAAUGUACCAUGGGGGUUGGGGAGGAGGCAAGGCAGAGACAGCCCUGUGGUGUGAGUAUUGGAUAUGGCUUCUUUCAUAGGCAGAAAAUCAACCUUGCUCCUUAGGAAAGAGCCUGUGGUUUCACAAGGAGAGUUUUCUUUAAUUACUAAGUAUGGUUAAAACUACAUCUUGCUCCUUUUUAGAGGCAUAAUUUCAUCUAUACCUUCUCAACUGCUUUACUUAGAUUGAUGCUAUUUGUUGACAGAAUUCCAAACAAGUGAUCCAAAGAAGCUCACUGAUUGAAGUCCCUGGCUGCCACCUAGUCACUUUCAGAGAAGCCUGUUUUGAGUCUGGACCAUCUUUAGUUAAUUCCAGCCAUUGGGCUUUGCUGGUUGCUAUUUCCACCUUCUGUAUGAAAUUUUCCUUAGAAUUAAAGUCCCAGGUGCAUUUUAUUGCAAAUUAUGCAAGUUCCUAGAUUUUUCAUUACAGGCAGCUUUGAGGCUUUACUUCACUCAGGUGUAGAAGGCCAGUCUGGGUUUAGAUUCUGUAAUGAAUAAAAAGGGUAGUAACUGAGGGACAUCCCACACAGGUAACUGGCUUCCCUGAGUACUUUCUGAUGUGGUGUUGCUGACAGGUCUCAACUGUGAGUUUCUAAAAUGUAUCUGUUGGGAUUAUCAUGUCAUCUUGUGAGUAUUGUGUGGAAGUUAGGUGAGAAGAGACGUUUGCCCUCCCCACCCCCAUCUUUACAUUUAGCUUUGGGGAUAGAUGGGCUGGACUCAACUGCCUCUUUGCUCCUUGUCACUAUACCACCCACUAAAGUAGUUUUUCUUGCCUCUAGCAUAGUUUAUUCAAAUGGAAGUUCUGUAUUAAGCCCUUCCAAAAACUUUGCCUGGCUCAUCUAAUCUGCUGGAGGACUUAUUAGAGAAGGAGCCCUAGAAGUUCAGUUCAAUAACCGUCUCUGCAACUCCAGUCUUGCCGGGCAGGGGCCAAGUGCACAGUUGGCAAUUCUCAAAAGAUCUUUAAGUAAAAUUUCUGACAUACCGAUUGAUAACAGGACAGCCAGAAAAAGACAAGAAGAAAAAGUAGCUCUUCCUUCCCAGUGGUCAUGGAAGAGACCCGGAGAGUGUCUGCACUCUCUGGGGUUGGGACUGUGGUGGCGGUCACCAGAGGAUCGGCACCCUGCGUCCUACCCCCACUCCCUCCCCCACCCCACCCCCGCGUCCGCCACCCCGCACGCCCGCAGAGACUGGGCUCGGCCAGCUCAGCGCAGAGUUGCAGCGGUGGCCGGAUGCCAAGUGUAAGUGAACUUUUAUCAGGCAGAAAUGCAUCGAACAACCAGAAUCAAGAUCACUGAGCUAAAUCCCCACUUAAUGUGUGUCCUGUGUGGAGGGUACUUCAUUGAUGCCACUACCAUAAUAGAAUGUCUACAUUCCUUCUGUAAAACAUGUAUUGUGCGUUACUUGGAGACCAGCAAGUAUUGUCCUAUUUGUGAUGUCCAAGUUCACAAAACUCGACCACUCCUGAACAUAAGGUCAGAUAAAACUCUUCAAGAUAUUGUAUACAAAUUAGUUCCAGGGCUUUUCAAAAAUGAGAUGAAGAGAAGAAGAGACUUUUACGCAGCUCACCCUUCAGCAGAUGCUGCCAAUGGCUCCAAUGAAGACAGAGGAGAAGUCGCGGACGAGGAGAAGCGGAUGAUAACUGAUGAUGAGAUAAUAAGCUUGUCUAUCGAGUUCUGUGAUCAGAGCAGAUUGGAUCGGAAAGUAAACAAAGAGAAGCCUAAGGAAGAGGUGAAUGACAAAAGGUACCUCCGAUGCCCAGCAGCAAUGACUGUGAUGCACUUGAGGAAGUUUCUGAGGAGUAAAAUGGACAUACCUAAUACUUUCCAGAUUGAUGUCAUGUAUGAAGAGGAGCCUUUAAAGGAUUACUACACACUAAUGGACAUUGCCUACAUUUAUACCUGGAGAAGAAAUGGCCCACUACCUUUGAAAUACAGAGUUCGGCCAACUUGCAAAAGAAUGAAGAUGAGUCACCAGAGAGAUGGACUGACACAUGCUGGAGAGCUAGAAAGUGACUCUGGGAGUGACAAGGCCAGCAGCCCAGCUGGAGGUGUCCCCUCCACUUCUUCCUGUUUGCCCAGCCCCAGCACUCCAGUGCAGUCUCCUCACCCACAGUUCCCUCACAUUUCCAGUACUAUGAAUGGAACCAGCAACAGCCCCAGUGGUAACCACCAAUCUUCCUUUGCCAGUAGACCUCGAAAACCAUCAAUAAAUGGGUCAUCAGCAACUUCAUCUGGUUAAGACUGUUAAGGAAAAGAUUUUUCAACCCCUGACUUAGAUACCUUCAUCCAUUACAGCUUUAUAGAUGCUAAUACAUGUGACUGUCGUCCAGUUUGCUUCCUUUUGUAGUGACAUUAAAUUUGGCCAUAAAAGAUGGACUAGAUGUGAUACUUCAUGUGGAUGUUAAGUGAAAGGAAAGAAUCUUUCUCUAAAGUAUUGGAUUCUGAGAAGGCUUCUGUGUUAGGAAAGAUGUGAAAUGGUCUCUGUGACCACUGUUUGGAUCUAGAGCUGUUCUGCAGUGGACAGACACUGGGCCAUAGUUUGUUAAUCUCAACUAACGCCUACAUUACAUUCUCUUUGAUUGUUCUUGUUAUUAUGCUGUUUUUGUGAACCUGUAGGAAACAAGUGCUUUUUAUCUUGAAAUUCAGCAAAUGGAAAGAAUAAGCAUAGAAUACUGCAUUCUGUGCAGCCAUGUCACUGUGAAUAUCAAUUUCUUGCAUAUUUAGCCAUUUUAAUUCCUGUUUGAUUUUUACUUCUCUGUUGCUACGCAAAAUGAUCAAAGGAAACUUGUUUUACAAUCUGUAUGCCUAAAAAGCGGGUACUACCGUUUAUUUUACUGACUUGUUUAAAUGAUUCACUUUUGUAAGAAUCAGAUGGUAUUGUGCUUGUUGUACAAUGCCAUAUUGGUAUAUGACAUAACAGGAAACAGUAUUGUAUGAUAUAUUUAUAAAUACUAUGAAAAUAUUGUUUCAUGCAUUCAAAACAGUUGUAAACUUCUCCAAAUGGGUUCGACCUUUGCAGAUACCACAGUGUGCACCCUAUGCUGAAGCUCACCACCAGCACAGAAUUUGUUUUAAUGCUGAUAACUAGUUUCAAUUUUUUUUCCACUUAGAAGCAAAUGGCAGAUCUUCAUAGUUCUGGCUUUUCUCCAAUAAUACUUUCAAAAUUAAUAUUGCAGUAAAGAAAAAUUUUAACCAAGGUAAAUAUAGUGUUUUCAUUUUCCAUUGGUUAAAAUAGAAUUAAUGUGUUUUUAAAUACUAUUUAUCAGUGGAAUUCUAAAACAGAUUUUAAAGUCAGCAAAUUGCUGAAGUAAAGCAUUUUAUCUACAGUUUUAUUUUAGUGUAUGCGGCACAAUUGUAAUUUCAAAUUUAAGAGUUGUUUUUAUAGUUAAAGGAAUCUGCCUUCUAUGUGAUGUCUGGAAAUAAAAGCAAUUUAUUAUGAGUUUCUACAGGUGUUUUUAAAUAGAGCGAACAUGUUGAAUUUAAACUAUGAAUGACCCCUGCAAGUCUCAUUUCUGCUUUGGUCGAACUUAGUGUGUGUUUAUCAGCCCUCAGUUAUUGGUGAGGAUGUUUAUUCCAUGUGAAUAUUGUUUAAUGUUUGUGUGGAAACUGUCGCUAAGCAUUUCAUUGUCUGCAGUCUGCAAAAGAAGCACAAUUCUAUUGCUUUGUCUUGCUUAUAGCCAUUAAAUCAUUACUUUUACAUAUAUUGCUGUUACUUCUGCUUUCUUUAAAGAUUUAGUAAAUGAUGUUUUAUGAAGCCACAAAAUACAUAUAUUUUUAUUUUGACCUAAAUUUGUACAGUCCCAUUGUGUGUGUCAUUUCUAAUUAUAGAUGUAAAAUUAAAUUUCAUUUUUAAUUGGAAACAUUCAAUAAAAUGAUAUUCGUUUAGAAAAUAGCUAUGAUCUUUAAUUAAAAUUUUGCUAUGAAAAGCACAAUGUGCAGAAGUUUUGGGAACCCUGUAGUGGAUUGUAAGAGCUAAAACCUAAGGAAAAUACGAUUUUGUCUUCAAAUGAUGUUAGUAAACGCUUUGUUGUACAUUGCUUGGAAGCCCAAUGAGAGAAGUAUCUGUUUAUUUACAAUCUUUGAGGCAAAAGUUACCAAUGUUUGCCAAUUUUGGUGAAUCUAACUCAUUUUUCUAGGCUUUUCUCGAGGUUUUCAUGGUGUUAUCUAAGACAAAAGACAUCUCACCUUCUAUGAUGGACUUCUGAGAGUACUUUUGUUAAAAAUAAGUCAGAGGUACUUAGGGCUUACUAAGCAGUGUGUCACCAUACUUGAAAACAUUUCCAUUUAAUGUAUCUGGGAAGAGGCUUUUUACCCUUACUCAAUUUGAAAAUUGCUUAAGCUUAAAGGAUAUUUCAGUCAAAAUUUGUCUUUUAAUAAAACAACAGAAAGAUG